UUCUAUAAAAAUCUCUAGUAUUUGACGCAAAUGAUCACAUAAAUUUAAAGGGUUUUCUAAUUUCAUCCUUAAAUAUAGUAUUGAGCAUAUACCCUCUCUGUUUUUGUUUCUGGUGCAAUCUUGCUUUGGGGCUAAUAGAAACAAAAGGAAUUUACUUUAUAUAACUACUCCGGAAAUUAAACAGAAACAGCUUAAUAUAGUUCUUCCCCAUACCAGAAGCUAACAUAAGGUCUCUUUUGGUGCUAUGGGUUUCAUUAUUUUGUACGCCGACUGUAAAGUCCAAAGGGGUUGGUUGUAACCUGUGAAUGAGGAUGAAAUUUUGAGAAGAUCAUAAGAAUGCUUAACUGUGGGGCCAUAUUUGCAAAUUCAUGAGAAUAAUUCAGCGGCAACAAGUAUAGCGGGAAGCCGAAUCUGAAUGCAAUCCGUGGUUAGCAUAAAAACUUGGUCUAUUUAAAAUUAAAAAGUAAGCAAAAUUUGCAACCACAGAUCUUCUGGUUUCCUUAUGUAUAGUGAAUAAAACGUUCACGUACAGCUAGAAAAGAAUGAGACAAACACAGGAUUAGAGAAGGAAUCUUUUAGGAGAAAGAUAAAAGGAAGAAGACUAGAAAAUCUUCGUUUGACGAGAAAGUACUUGUUAGAACAUUAACACAAAAGAGGUUUCCGAAGUAUAAACACCUUCAAGGGAAAGAAAAGCAUUUUGCGAUGUGAACCAAAAAUUUGACCUCAGGAAAUAAAUUUGAUCCAUUGCUCUUAUGUCUAAUAUCUGGAUUUACUUCUAAAGAUUAUACACUUGAACAAAAAAGAGGGGAAAAAAAACUUCCAAUCAGUAACAGUACUCAAGCUGCCCAAAUCAAAGUAGAGAGAUCAAUCCAUUUGGCCCUAAAUAGGAACCCUAUUCGGGUGCCUAAAACUUUUUGAUGAACACAGACGUCGUUUGGGCUAACGAAGCUGUAAUGCCUAAGGGGAAAUAAAUAACCUCUUGUAGUGAUAUGUCUUGAUGCAAAAGAAAGAAAAAACUCUAAGAUCAUUCAAAUUGAAGCUAAAUUCAUCUCCCCGAUUUGGUCACUGGCCAAUUGAAUUGUCACGUAUACAAUUCAAACAUGAACAUUUUUAAAAAAAUGGAAAGAACAUGAGUAUAAUACCCAAGUCUGCAUCGCCAAAAUGUUGCUUUGUCCUUUUACCCCUUCCCAGGCCAAAUAUUGGUUAAUCAACAAGGUUGAAUGAAUUCAACAACUUUUAAACGUUUAGAGACUUUUAGAGGGAUGGACAAGAGAGAGACUACGAGAGGGGUCACCUUUAUAAACUUGACAACUAUGAGGCAGCUAAUUCUUAUCUCCCUGAAACUCAUGGACUAAAGAGCAAAUACUCCUUUUAGUAGUCUAUUUAUUGAGUUUAUUUUGUUUACUUGAUUACACUUCCCUUCAACAUUACCGAUUCUGGUUCCCCUGAUUCUGUUCCCUGUUCAGAAUUCAGUUCUGUACUGUUUUCAGCAUUCUCCAUUUCACCUCAACUUUGCUUAACUCUCGUAUUUUGUCCAUCUCAAUAUUCUUUAGUUUUUUUUUUAAUAUUUACUAUUUAAAUGUAUUUUUUUCUUUGAAAUAUAAGUGACCACUGAGCAGAGACGGAGCAACGUCAAUGGUGAUAAAGCUCUCAACUUUAAAGCUUCCCAAGAAAAUCCCCAACUGGGUUUGUUCAAAACCCUCUCUUUCUUCACUUUCUGGUGCUUGUAGAAUUCAAAUCAUCCCCGAAACCAAUCAGCCCUCUACCCCUUCUUCUGACUUCGAUACAAAGAUUCAAUUUUUAAAGAAUAAGCUUCACCCUGAAACUUUAGCCACCGUUCUUGAUUCCACAACUGAUUUGGAUUCUUCAUUGAAGCUAUUCAAAUGGGCUUCCCUUCAAAAAAAGUUUCAUCACUCCGCUGAUACUUAUUUUCAGAUAAUCUUGAAGCUAGGUAUGGCUGGUAAAGUAGAAGAAAUUGAAGGUUUUUGUAAUGAGAUGAUAAAGGAGAAAUGUCCAAAUUAUGAACAGGUUCUUUUGGCUUUGUUAGAUGCAUUUGUUAGAAAUAGUAGGCUUAGUGAGGCUUUGUGUGUUCUUUCUUGUAUAAAUUUGAGUAGCUUAAAGCUCUCUAUAUCUGAAUUUAAUCAAUUAUUAGGUGCACUUAUCAAGGAAAAGAAAGAAUUUAAGGAUGUAUUAUUCGUGUAUAAGGAGAUUGUGAAAGCUGGAAUUGGUCCCAAUAUUGAUACACUUAAUUAUAUGAUAGAGGCUUUGUUUGCUGCCAAUCGUGUCGAUGCUGCAUUGGAUCAAUACAAACGUCUUCAUAAGAAAGGUUGUAAUCCUAACGGAAGGACUUUUCAGAUAAUUAUUGGCGAACUUGUUGCGAGGGGUAGAGUGGAUGAGGCACUUGUAAUUUUGGAUGAUAUGUUUAGAAUACGGUGUGAACCGAAUUAUUCUAGCUUUUAUGCUCAUAUAAUUCCUUUAUUUUGUGAGUUGAAUAAAUUAGAUGUAGUAACGAGGUUGUUCUCUAUGAUGAGAGAAUCUAAGGUUCUUCCGGAUACACCAACUUAUGGGUCAAUGAUAAAGUGUUUGCGCGAGAAUCUUCUCGUGGUUGAUGCUGUAAAACUUGUAGAUGAGAUGGUGUAUAGUGAUGUUAGGCCAGAUGAUGAUGUGUUCAUGAGUAUAAUAGAUGGAUUAUGUGAAUUGAAUAUGUUGAGUGAAGCUAAGGAGUUUUUGAAUGACAAAGAAGUUGCAAGUGUAUUGCCUUACAAUGCACUUCUUGAAGCUAUUCUAGAUGAUGGCACCUUUAGUAUGGCCAGAGAUCUGUUUGAUGAAAUGCUUGAGAGAAACAUCACUAAUGAGUCUUCUUGGAAUAUCAUGAUUAGAUACCUGUGUGAUAAUAAAAGGCUGAAUGACGCCUUGAAGUAUCUUGCUAGGAUGAUUGUUUCCUCGGUUAGCCCUGAUUCAUCAACAUAUUCUGCUCUCAUCAUUGGCAACUGCAAAUUAGGUGAAUGUGAGGAUGCUUUGGCUUUGUUUCAUCUACUUAGUGCCAAAGCUGGGUUAAAUAUAGAUUUGGUAUCAUAUGCUCAACUUAUUGAGUGUCUUUGCCAGAAGGAAAAGAUUCAGGAAGCUGCUGAAGUAUUUUGCUUCAUGUCAACAAGGAAAUGCGCUCUUGAGUCCAUCCCGUUUGACAAGCUUAUGAAGGGACUUUGUACUAGUGGCUACGCUGGUAGAGCAAUCAAAUUGCUACCAUUGGCAUAUUAUUCUGGUACAUUGUCUUCUACUGCUGCUUACAACAGCGUAUUGCAAGGCCUAUUCAGUUUAGGCAGAGCAAGUGAUCUCUUUAUAGUGAUCUCGAGAAUGAUCAUAGAUGGCUGUACCCUGGAUGGGGAAACAUAUUGCAUUCUCAUUCGGGGCAUGACUUCACUUGGGCAUAUAGAGAAGUCCGCCCUGUUCUUCGAUUCAAUGCUUAGUCGGGGUCUAUCACCAGAUUCAGAAACACUUGCUGAACUUCUAGAAUAUCUGGUGAAAAACUCUCAGGUCCAUGUGAUACUUUCUUCAGUAGAUAAACUCGUCUCAGAAUUUGAAGUUGUUGAUUCAGCUAUGUACAACAUGCUGAUAAAUGCCCUCUUGAAAGAGGGAUACAAAACCAAGGCCUCUUUCUUGCUGGAUUUGAUGCUGGAAAAGGGAUGGGUCCCUGAUGCUAGUACUCACGCUUUAUUAGUCGGUUCCAGCGCGGAAGAUGAAACAGAUACCAAAAGGCCUUCCCAUGACAAUUUGAUCACACAGGAUACUGUUGACGAUAUACUUGCUGAAGGUUUGGGGAAUUCAGAUGGACCUGACUACAGACUAUAACACUGUAAUUGGUGAUGUUGUUUCAGCAAUAACCUUGAAUGGUACGUAAAUGUAGAAUAUAGGUGGUCUGAAGCAAAUUAUGAUGCAUGUUCUCCAAAUCUUCCGUUAGAUACCUGCUUCAAUUUUCAAGACUGAUCUACAAACCACACCUAAAAGUGAACAGACUUUUUUCCGUAGUAAUGGUGGUGUUUGAACCAGCUCACACGCACGUCGACUAAUGCACUGGGUACCUUCUACCUCUCACCAGCACAAGUAACAUGUAACUAUGUCCACAAAGGCUUAGAUUGAUGAGAAGAAAUCACCAAACAUUUUUGCCUCUUCUGGGAUGCAGGUGAUUAGUAUACUACUACAACCAAUAUUAAGGUCAACUGUAUCAUAUGCUGAGUCCCCACUUUGUGGGAUUUUACUGGGUCGUUGUAUCAUAUGCUGAGCAACUAUGCAGUUGUAGCUGUUGAGAAAUAUGUGCUCAGCUCAAUUUGUCUGAGCUCAAUUCUUGUGUGCUCGGCUCAUCUCUAUCUGUUGGAGGCUACAAGCUAUGUUCAGAUCUUAACAUUCUUUCGAUAGGCUGCGGCCUCAGAUCAGGCAAGUCCAAGCUCGGCUAGAGAUAUUAAGAAGGAAGCUCAGAACGCUGUUUAGUACUUGCACUCAAGCUGUGCCUGAAAUGUACUCGUUCAACAUUGUAUUCAGAACAGAAAUGAAUGAAAUAGUGAUUCUUCGUUCUUUCGAAUAUCUUAACAGCAGAUAAGCAGAAAAAAUAUUGACUGUAAACUGCUAAGUUUAUAUAUGGUACUUGCAUGCAGAAGGUUUGUAUGGGUCAAAAUCCGCCUUUAGAAUAUUCAGGCCGAGAUAACAUUAUGAGAAGGAUCCUCAAGUCAUCAUUUAAGAUGGUCCGAGAAGCCGCACAAGCCUGUGGUCGAGGAGAGCCGCAGUCAAGGCACCAACAAGGAUCAAGGUCGAGGUCGAGUACCGGCGAUAGAGCUGUAACGGCUAGUUCUCAAGAUAGGAUCUGAAAAAGAAUAUUCUAGUGGAUAUUCUAGCGAAUAUUCCUUACAUUUGUACUAUUAGGGUUUCUUGGGAAGAUAUCCCAUAUAAAUAGAAAAAGGAGACAGAAUAGAGGGGCACGUGAGAAUCAUUUGGAAGGAUAGCACUUUGACAAAGAUUCGGUCUUCACUCAAUACAAAGAUAUACUUUUCACUGAGAUUCUUAUCUACCGUUUACCAUCGGAUCUGAGAAAUCCUUGGUGAUUUUAGGAUUUGUCACUCAAUCAUUGUCAAGUGAAAGGUUUAUUUAUUCCACCCUUUAUUGAUUGAA
This is a messenger RNA of Nicotiana attenuata, 5160 nucleotides long. Its product is annotated as pentatricopeptide repeat-containing protein At1g63330-like. The record is from RefSeq and is a predicted model, not a curated record. Bases 1636 to 3849 code for a protein of 737 amino acids. Lineage: Eukaryota; Viridiplantae; Streptophyta; Magnoliopsida; Solanales; Solanaceae. Gene Ontology annotation, molecular function: protein binding. The transcript is spliced from 2 exons.